Molecule: messenger RNA, 1812 nt
Organism: Zasmidium cellare ATCC 36951
Lineage: Eukaryota; Fungi; Ascomycota; Dothideomycetes; Mycosphaerellales; Mycosphaerellaceae
Exons: 7
Coding region: 1-1812 (603 amino acids)
Source: RefSeq, a predicted model, not a curated record
AUGCACCAGUCCCCUCCGCGCAAUGAUCUCUUGUUUCUCAUUUCUCUUAGGUUGGCCUUCAUCUGCCUCCAGCUCUCACACGCUAGCGUAGCAACUCUUCCACGGGAAGAUGGAAACUCACCAUCGACUGCCAUGUGUUUUCACAAGUUGUUCGCCAAACCAUGGAUCUUUUACGGAUGCCCUUCACGGUACAUAAAUAUCGACACAACCCUCGGCGGUCUAUACAUUGUCUACACUCCGCAUGCCACGGCUUAUAUACUUAGUCGUCAGAUCAUAUCACCGCCGCGAUCCACCAAGCGACGGUCGCUCACACAUCCGGUAGAGCAUCAAGCCAAGAUGCGACCAAGUACGCUCUUUACCAUCUCGCUCUUCUUCGCCAUCGCAAUUGCCGCAAAUCACAGGCUUACCGACAUCUUCAACGUCGACACGAGAGAUCCCAACGUCCACCUGAGCUCCUGCUCGCGGAGACUUAACCCGAGUGACCCCAGCACGCUGAUCUACGACCAAAACGCUCCUCUAGGGGAUCGUACCUACGUACUGAACCGCAUCUGGUAUUGGGUGGAGUACAUCGUGGACACUGCUCAGGUGGGACUCUCCAGGGAGAGCUACCAAAACAACGAGGAGGUCCGCAAGCUCUUGUACGUAUUCUUCGGCGUCAAACCUGCUGUGCAAAACUCGGAGAAUGAGUCGCCUGAGCCCGGUCUGAACACUCUGCACGAUCAGAAGCUUCGUAAAGUACGAGACUUCUACGAAGCCGUAGCUGACGUGACCACCAAGCCGCAACACGACCAGCAGAGCAAGCCAAGACUAUUCUGUGACCAUACGUUCGCCGAUUUGCAACAGGGCUAUGAGAGCUACCUUGACAAGAACGGCAAACCGACCAGGAAGCCAAAUAGCAACGAUUUCUACACAUUGAGAGAGUGGGAGCAGCUGCACGGGCGAGAUUUUUGGUUUAACAUGGUAUUGGCGGAUAGAUGCCUUGGACCUGCGAUCCCCAAGAACGACCCCACUGAGCAAAUACCGUUCGCAAUCGACCCUCGCACCAACAAGCCCAACUUAUGCGCCGAUCCGAACUACAACGCAAUGACUUUUGCUCUAUCUGACACUAACCCACCGCUUCUCCCUGGUACAGAAGCGUGGUUGCUCCCUGCAAUCGUCGUCCUCUGCCCACGAAGCCUCUCCGCCUACCGCCCCUAUGGACCAGAUCUCACCCAGCAGCCGGAGGGCACCCAUCUCGACUCCAUGGACACAAGUCCGAUAACACUCCUGCACGAGCUGUUCCACCUCGCAGUGCUGGCGGCAACGGACAACAAGCCCUGGCACGCCGACAUCAUCGACGCCUCGCUCCAAACCAUCGACCCCUCCUGGCCCUCGUACAAAGCCGGCUUCGACUUCCUCCGCCACGCCAGCCCCGCGCAACCCCAUACCUACGGCGCCCUGCAAUCCCUGACCCUCGCGCUCUACGAACUCGCAUACCCGGAGACGCUGGACCUCCACGACCUCGAGUCCCUCACGAGCGCGGAGAACUAUGCCUGGUUCGGGCUGACGCUCCUCUUGCUGGGGCACACGCAUCAGGAUUGGUCGACGGGCGUGGCGAGACCUGGGGGGUCUCCGUGGAGUCCUGUGAAGGCAGCUGUUCCGAUUAUGUUUCCUCCUGGGGCGAAGAUUGCGCCUAUCACCAGGCUGGUGUCGAAUAGUACUGAUGAGGACAUCACGGCGAUGUGGCAGAACCCCACCAUGGGGGCCACGGGUCCUAUCACUGCGUUCGACGAGUGGACGACGUUUGUGACGUCUGUUAAGGCGAGACUAUAG